AUGCCUACUUGCAACCCCAGAUCCCAGCUCAAGAAGCGAUCAAAGAGGAAGCACGAUAGUCUAUCGAGCUCGCUGUGCGCUACCCUCGUUGAGCACCAACUAGGCCUGUCGAUCAACGUGCUCAUGCUCCUCGUUUUGACGCACGUCUGCUUCCCUAGCCUCCGAUCCUCGACCAUCCAAUACUUUACCCUCUCAUACUACGAUGCCGAAACCCGUCUUUACAACCCUGGAUGGCAGGACCUGAAGUUUGUCUCGCUCUGCAUCAUCGUCUUCACCGCUCUUCGCGCGGCAGCUAUGGACUACGCCCUUGUCCCAAUGGCCAGAAAAUGUGGUAUCUACAAGAAGAAGGCCACCAUUCGCUUCGCCGAGCAGGCAUGGCUAGUGCUGUACUACGCUACAUUCUGGUUCCUUGGAUGUUAUCUCGUAUAUGAAUCCCCAUACUCCAACAACCUGCCCGCAAUGUGGUCAGCUUUCCCGACACGCUCCAUGACUGGCCUCUUCAAACUCUACUAUCUGGCUCAAUUCGGCUUCUGGUUGCAGCAAAUUUUGGUCAUCAACAUUGAAGAGCGCAGAAAGGAUCAUUGGCAAAUGUUCACCCACCACAUCAUUACCUGCUUGCUCCUGAUUGGCAGCUACGGCUACUACCAGACCAAGGUCGGCAAUGUCAUUUUGUGUCUCAUGGAUGUUGUCGAUUUGGUGUUCCCUAUCGCGAAACUGCUCAAGUACAUGGGCAUGCAAACCGCUUGCGACAUUGCAUUCGGCGUCUUUAUGCUUUCGUGGUUUGUCGCCAGACACGUCUUCUAUCUCGCCGUCUGCUGGUCCAUUUACGCCGAUGUCCCCGUCGAAAUGCCCUACGGAUGCUACAAUGCCGAGACUGGCGUCAAAACUUCUGAAGAUGGCGGUAACGAGGUCCUCUCGAAUGUGCUGCACGCCUACACCAGCGGCAACGCCGACGUAUGCUUCAACGAGAAGAUCCACUACGGCUUCCUUGGCCUGCUACUCGCUCUCCAAGUCAUUACGAUCAUCUGGUUCGGCAUGAUCUGCCGCGUCGCAUACCGCGUGGUUCUGGGCAAGGGAGCCGACGACACCCGCUCAGACGACGAAGAAGAAGAGGAAGAGGAGGGAGAUAUCGUGGACACCGUGAGAGAUUUCCCUGAAAAGGAGCCAGAGCUGCGAUUGGCACCGCAAGAGGAAGAGGUGGGCGUUGAGAGCCUACGGUUCACACGCCGACCCAGCCCGGCGGCCAAGCGGACUUCUGAGAAGCCUCGCGCGAGUGGCAUCAGCAUACCCGGCAACCACAAGGAUCUUUUGGGUCGCAUCGGAUGCGAUAAGCCAGCAGGCGGGUCUUGA
This is a messenger RNA of Aureobasidium namibiae CBS 147.97, 1350 nucleotides long. Its product is annotated as TLC domain-containing protein. Gene Ontology annotation, molecular function: sphingosine N-acyltransferase activity. The record is from RefSeq and is a predicted model, not a curated record. Bases 1 to 1350 code for a protein of 449 amino acids. Gene Ontology annotation, cellular component: membrane. NCBI's taxonomy places the organism in Eukaryota, Fungi, Ascomycota, Dothideomycetes, Dothideales, Saccotheciaceae. Gene Ontology annotation, biological process: ceramide biosynthetic process. The transcript is spliced from 4 exons.